Molecule: messenger RNA, 591 nt
Organism: Brettanomyces bruxellensis
Lineage: Eukaryota; Fungi; Ascomycota; Pichiomycetes; Pichiales; Pichiaceae
Exons: 1
Coding region: 1-591 (196 amino acids)
Biological process (GO): mitochondrial electron transport, succinate to ubiquinone; tricarboxylic acid cycle
Cellular component (GO): membrane
Molecular function (GO): electron transfer activity; succinate dehydrogenase activity
Source: RefSeq, a predicted model, not a curated record
AUGAGGACCGUUUUAAUGUCAGCAAGAACAUGCUUCCAGUUGGCAGCAUCCACUGUGUCCAGAAGACCAUCUUUAUUGAGGCCAAUGGUGGCCACAGUGUCCCAAAUGAGGAAUUUAGCGCCAAUGGCAGGAACAUUGGCCUUUAGAAGAAAUAUCAUCACCACCGUGAAGAGCACGGGUAGCCAGGAGGAGGAAAUUCUUGUUGCACAGAGGAAAAACAGGCCUCUUUCUCCCCACUUGUCAAUUUACCAGAAGCAGCUAACAAAUGUGAUGUCCGCACUCCAUAGACUAUCUGGUGUUGCCCUUGCCGCUGGUUUUUAUGGUGUCACGUGCUCAUUUGCAGCUGCUUCCAUUCUCGGCGUCCCGAUCGACCCUUCGGCACUUGUGAAUUUCUUUGCGGGCUUGCCAACUUUUGUGGAUUAUGCCUUAAAGGCAGUCGUCGGCUUCCCUUUUGUCUACCACUGCAUUAACGGGGUUAGGCAUCUUAUAUGGGACUCUUCCCACAUGACCUCUUUGAAGGGUGUCUAUUUGACGGGAUAUAUAACAAUUGGAUUGACGGCAGUUGGCGGGUUGUGGCUCUUGUUCUGUUGA